Molecule: messenger RNA, 19407 nt
Organism: Rhagoletis zephyria (snowberry fruit fly)
Lineage: Eukaryota; Metazoa; Arthropoda; Insecta; Diptera; Tephritidae
Gene: futsch
Product: microtubule-associated protein futsch
Biological process (GO): regulation of microtubule depolymerization; microtubule cytoskeleton organization; dendrite development
Cellular component (GO): cytosol; microtubule; dendrite
Molecular function (GO): actin binding; microtubule binding
Source: RefSeq, a predicted model, not a curated record
AAUUACUAAAAAUUAUUUAAGCAAAACAAUAUUACAAAGCUUAUAAAAUCGCAUACACAUCAACCUCAAAAAUUAAUUUACUUAAAAAAAAAAAAAUCCAAACUAAUUAAUUUACUCUGUACAACAACGAAGAAAGUACGAGUAAAUUCGAAAAACCUGAAUUUCAAAAACUCAAAAGAAAAACACUCAAGAACUCACUUGCUCAGCUGCAAGUAAGCGCAGCAGCAACAAAGUGCAAGAAUAAAAAUUUGCAUCUCACACGCUUUUCCAAUUUCCAUUUAUAAACGGAAAGCUGCGCGAGAGCACACACACGCCAAAGAACGAAAUAACAAUUGCAACAGCAACAACAAAAACAUCAGCUAAAGCAACCGCUGCAUAGACAACGCGGAGUCGCAAUUGCUUGAAGUUGCAGCGCUAGUGCAAAAAAGCCAACAACAACAAAAAGUUAUAUUAAAUCAAAUUUAGUGCAGAAAAUUUCGCGCUCUCUUUUGGCCGUGGCGACGUGCUGUUGCAGCAGUCGUGCCAUAACGCAGAAAACAGUUAGUCAUCAACGGCGCUUGCCAACAGAGUGACUCGAACUAGUACAUGCCACAAGAGUGAAGCAGAAAGUGCGCGUAGACAAGCCGGCAAAUAGCAAAGAACUACGCAGCGAAAAAUUGAGGAAAAAAUAUUUGAAAUUUGAAAAUUUUUAUAAGAAAUUCUUAAGGAAUUUCCGUGAAUGUGAUUAUUAGUGCAUACUUGAACCCACAAUUAAGCCAAGACACAAACCAAACAAAGUAGAAAUACCAAAAUUAUUUCGAACCGAAAGAAAAGACUGAUUUGGAUUUGAAACUUCCAAGAAGUUUUGAAUUCAAAAAAUCGUGUGUAAGUAGAGAAGCGAAAGCGAGGUUCCUGCCUCAGAUAGAAGAAGAAUUGUGACGUUUUCAAAACUGCACAAUUGCGCGUGCUGAAGUGCUAGUGAAGGUUCCUGUUAAACGUUAGAAAGCAAAAACCAAAAAAAAAAACCAAAAAGUGACAAAAUAUUAUUAAUUUGCGCUUAAGUUCCGACUAAACGCGUUUCUAAGUGCUUAAGGCAAACAGCUGGAAAACCCCGUUUAACAACUACAGUGACUCAAACCAAAUUUGCCUAGACCAGAAAACCAUUUAAAUCCAACUUAAUAACCUUUGACAUUUCCGCUGCGCUGCUGCUGAGCGCUCAAUAAAAAAAUCCACAACAACUUCAACCCAACUACAGCUUACAACAAAUCCACGUUCAGAAAACACUACACCACACCAAUCGACAAGUGCGCACGCGCCACUUAGAACAACAAUGGCCAACGGUAACGGUAACAACGCAAGCGCCGCCGCAACUGCUGUCACCAGCAAUGGUGAAGGCAACGGCUUGGCCACCAAUGGCGGCAUAAGCACCACUACGACGAAUGGUGUUGGCACAACAGUCGCUGAGCAUUUGAAUGGCGGCGGUGGUGGUGAGAACGCAGAGCAUGUCAACGCCACUCCAACUGGCCAGGACACUGGCAAUGGUAAUGGCCACGAUGCCGCUGAUACUGAGACGGGUGGCGCUGCAGCUGGCGGCGAUACCACAGAAGGCGGCGACGGUGGUGGUGGUGGUGUGGGCGGUAGUGUUGGUGGUGGUUUAGGCGGUGCCGCUUCCACCUCAUCAAUGGGCGGCGAUGAUGCUGGCACCGAUGCGGGCGCCAGCUCAUUGCCACCGUCCGAAGAGGCGGGCGGUCGUCCGCCACUCGAUACCGCUUGCUCUGAUGGCGGUGGUGGUCCGUCGAGUUUGGGUGGUGGCAUGGUUGGACCACCAAGUCCACUAACCGGUUGCUAUCUGCUGAUCGUGCUGGGUGAGCCACAUUCGGAGGAGCAUAAGGAUAAUAUAUUGCAGCAUUUGUUGAAGGGUUUUCUCUCUUGGGAUGUCGGCGAUUGUCACGUCGAUUUGGAGGAGGAACUGAAUACGAUAACACAAAAUCCACCGGAUGGAGAGGAAGCCCGUCAUGGCGAACGACUCAUUCAGUAUGCUAGUGAAAAUCUAGUCACUGAAGUGCUAAUACAUCCUCAGUACAAUACACUUAUACAGUGUAUGCGUAAUUUGCUGAGUAGUUUUACACGGCAUCGUCACAUAAUACACGCUGGCUAUACGUUCUCUGGCAAUGGUUCCUGGAUAUUGCAGGAUGGAACCUUUUCCGUCUCCGACUUCUCGGAGGCAUUUCAAGAGCACGACGUACAGCGCGUGCUACGCGCCUACGCCGAUACGAUCACAAUGAAUAUUCAUUGUGCCGAUGCCGGUCACUGGCACAGCGUGCCACACAAAAGUUUUGCACGCCUCUGUAAAAUACGUAUUAAUCCCGUGGACGUGCUGGAUACAAGCAGUGAAGGUAUCAACGCCUUUAUUGAUUACCUGGCACCCAUGCUUGUGCCUACUUCACUGCGUGAACUGCUUGAGACUUCAGAUGUUGUGGGCAAUAUACGCUUUACACAUCCUACACUUUACGUCUUCCCAGGUGGUCAGGGUGAUGCUGCGCUCUUCGGCAUCAAUGGUUUUAAUAUGUUGGUCGACGGCGGUUUCAACCGCAAGGCUUGCUUCUGGGAUUUCGUACGCCACUUGGAUCGCUUGGAUGCCGUCCUCUUGACACGCCUUAACAACAGCAACAUUCAGGGCAUAAGUUCGGUGGUUUCGCGUAAGCGUGACGCUCACGUCUAUCCACAAAUCGGACAUUUCUUCGGUAACGUGCCCGAUCGCAAGGGUGGCCUGCCCAGUCCCGACGGUGAUAAGGAUCGCGACCCUCUUUUAGUUGAUCUCUUCGAACAUGGCCACAAUUUAGUAAGUGAUCUGAAGUCGCUGGACCUGAAGCCGCAAACCUGCUAUCGCAAUCAAGACCCUAUCAAUUUGUACCACAAAGUUGGCCAUGGCACAUUGGAUAUGUAUGUGAUCAGCCCCGCUCGCGAUUCCAAAGAGGUUAAAGAGUUUUUAGCAAAAUGGCACUCAGGCGAUCAACGCUUAUUCGCCGCGCGCGAUUCGCGCGAGUUCAACUUCCCACUGCAGAACUUGGUGUCCAUUUGUGCAUUGCUUGUCUGGCAGCCAGCCAACCCAGAUGACACCAUUACCCGUAUACUCUUCCCCGGCAGCACACCAGAUUUUAAGAUACAGGAAGGUUUGGAAAAGCUCAAGCAUUUGGAAUUCAUGAAACACUCUACAUGUACUGCCAAGUCUAUUGCACCAACUAUACAGACUGUGGUGACGACACGUAAGACAUUCAAGUCCGCCAUUGGAGCGCCUAUCGAGCCGAUGGGCGUACCGUCCAAAGCAAUUGGUAGAUUUGCGCCGGUUGCUGCAGCUGCCGUGGCUAUACAGCAGGACAAUAAAGCAAAAGAGGCCGCAGCCACUGCCGCCCAAGUAAUAGAAGAGACCAAGAUUGGAAAGGCUGAGGCUGAAGUCGAGAAGAUUGGUCUGCAGAAGAAGGAAGACUCCGUGGACACUGACGAACCUGCCGCUGAAACCGGUGAUGAGGCUGUACCUGAGCCGGUAGUUGAAGCAGAGAGCAAAGAGGAAGAUAAACCGGAUGGUGAAGCGGCUGAAGAGGAUAACAAAGAGAAGGAGGCCGAAAGCGAGAAGAAGGUUGAGGUGGUUAUAGUGAAGCCACAGCAACAAGCUGCACCACAAAAAGAGGAAACGCCAACACCCGAAGUCAUUAAACCCAGCAAAGCCGGCAAGGGUAAACCUGACAAGCCACGUGCCGAGGUAAAGCCUGUAGUGCGUUCCCGCAUCGAUACCAAACCGCCGAAAUCAAUGGAGCGCAAGGGCCUUAGGAAGGAUUUGACCGCGGAUAAGAAGGCCUCACCAACUGCUACGCCACGUAAAGAGCCCGCAGCAACAAAACCGCGUGAUGUUAAGCCGCGUGUAGUUACACGCGCUACCAAAUCUAGCCCCAGCAGCACGCCGGCCAAGAGCGCCAAAGAUGCUAACAAUCGCAAGGUGCUCGAGUCCAAGCAACAAGCUACACGUCAGGCUACCAGCACCUCUACUACCACAACAACACGCCGCGAGACCACGCGUACCAGUGCUGCUGAACGCAAAGAGACACGUACCCAGCAACAACAAGUGCAGCAGCGUAAGCCAAUUUCACGGCGGCCACGCGGUGCUUCGCCAACGAAGCGUGCACCUGGCAGUCCCAUCAAAUCAGUUAAACCCAAAGCGGAUUUGAAAAAGUCGCGUUUGGACAAAGGUGGCACCACCGACUCCAGUUUGGUUUCCACGCCAUCAGCCGAUGAGGCGACUGCUGCCAAGAAGCUGCAGGACUUGACCGCCUCACAAGAACUCGACGCCGAAAAGCAACGCGAACUCGAUGAUCUGAAGGAAGAGCAAGAGGUCGUGCGGGAAAUCGAAGCGGUCUUUAGCCGCGAUGAAAUGAAACGUCAGAAGCAGUUGGCUGCGGAAAUGCGCAAGAUCUCCAAGCAGGACAGCACUACUGAGGCCGAGGAGGAGGAAGAGUAUCUGAUAAUUGAAAAAGAAGAAAUCGAUCAGUACACUGAGGACUCGAUAGUAGAGCAAGAGAGCAGCAUAACGAAGGAAGAAGAAAUACAAAAGCAUCAGCGCGAUUCCCAAGAGUCGGAAAAGAAACGCAAAAAGAGCGCCGAAGAGGAAAUCGAAGCUGCAAUUGCCAAAGCUGAGGCCGAAGAGCGCAAGGCACGGCUAGAGGGUGCUGAAGCGGAGGCAGAAGCUGGAGAAGAGGAAGUCGAUGAUGAAGAGAAGGCUGCAGAACCUGAACACAAGAUAACCAUACCUGACAAGUCAGAGAUUAAAGCUGAAGUACAAGAAAUAAUCACUGCAGCCAAAGAUAUAGUCACUACGCGCACUGAAGAACAAAUUAAAGCUGAGGAAGAACUCUCCUCGCCCACGCAUGAGGAAAAAAUAAGCAGCGCUAAGAAAACUUCCGACACCAAAGAUGAACCCAUAGAACAACCUGAGAUCCUACCUGCCAACCUACAAGAAAGUCUACCAGAAGAAAAGUUCUCCGCCACAAUCGAGUCGGGCGCUACCACAGCGCCAACGCUUCCUGAAGACGAACGCAUACCGCUUGAUGAAAUCAAAGAAGACCUUGUUAUUGAAGAAAAGUAUGUGAAGGAGGAAACAAAGGAGGCCGAGCAUGCAGCUGGAGCUGAGGCUUUGGCCGCUAAGCCAACGGAACCCAUUGUAACGGCAGCUGGUAUUGUCAUUGAGAAGGUCGCGGAGCCAGUAAUUGUCGGUUUAGCCACUGCGGAACGUGUGCUACCAAUGAAGAUGACCUUCGAAGCUCAACAGAACCUCUUACGCGAUGUGGUGAAGACUCCAGAUGAAGUCGCUGACUUACCGGUGCACGAGGAAGCUGACUUGGGUGUGUACGAAAAAGACACUCAGGAUAGUGGAAAGGUUAUUUCACACAAAGAAGAAAUUACAAAAGAGGAAAAAGAAGCUGAGGAAAAAGAUACAUAUGAGGAGAAGGAAGUAGAAGUUGAAGAAAAAGAGGAAACCGAAGCGGAAGUCGAAGUCGAAAAAAAUAUUGCAGAGAAAAAGUCGUCCGCUUCACCCGCAGAAAAACCACCAUCUCAUUCAGAGAAAGUAUUAUCGCCUGCUAAAAAAUCUGUUUCGCCAGCUGAGAAGCCACCAUCGCCUUCCGAAACACCUGCAUCCCCAGCUGAGGAGGCAGCUUCACCAGCAGAGCUACUAGCUUCUCCUACAGACAAGGCCCCAUCGCCUGCCGAAAAAUCCGUUUCUCCAGCUGUUACCAUACCUUCGCCUGAAGAGAAACCUUCAUCCCCUGCAGAGAAAACACUAUCGCCUGCCGAAAAGACUGUAUCCCCAGCUGAGAAGUCGGCUUCACCCGCAGAGCAACCAGCAUCUCCCACUGAGAAGGCACCAUCGCCUGCUGAAAAAGAUGUGUCCCCUACUGAGAAGGCACCAUCGCCUGCCGAAAAAGAUGUAUCACCAGCUGAAAAGGAACCUUCACCUGCUGAAAAAACUCUAUCCCUAGCUGAUAAGGCAACUUCACGCCCAGAGAAACCCGCAUCGCCUACAGAGAAGGAGCCAUCGCCUGCGGAAAAAGAGGUAUCCCCAGCUGAGAAGGCACCUUCGCCUGCUGAAAAGGCUGCUUCACCCCCAGAGAGACCCGCAUCGCCUACAGAGAAGGAGCCAUCGCCUGCAGAAAAAGAUGUAUUGCCAGCUGAGAAGGCACCUUCGCCUGCAGAAAAAGAUGUAUCCCCAGCUGAGAAGGCACCUUCGCCUGCAGAAAAACCCGCUUCCCCAGCUGAGAAGUCGCCUUCACCCGCAGAGAAACCGGAAUCCCCUACAGAGAAGGCCCCAUCGCCUGCUGAAAAAGAUGUACCCCCAGCUGAGGUGGAACCAUCACCUGCUGAAAAGGCUGCUUCACCAUCAGAGAAACCUCUAUCUCCUACUGAGAAAGUACCUUCACCUGCCGAAAACGAUGUAUCCCCAGUUGAGAAGGAAAGUUCGCCUGCAGAAAAACCUGCUUCCCCUGCAGAGAAGGCAUCAUCUCUUCCCGAAAAAGACGUAUCCCCAGCUGAGGUGGAACCAUCUCCUGCUGAAAAGGCUGCUUCGUCUUCAGAUAAAUCUGUAUCUCCUGCUGAUGUACCUUCACCUGCCGAAAAAGAUGUAUCUCCAGCUGAGAAGGCACCAUCGCCUGCAGAGAAACCUACAUCCCCUACAGAGGAGGCACCAUCGCCUGCCAGAAAAGAUGUAUCCCCAGCUGAGGUGGAACUAUCUCCUGCUGAAAAGGCGGCGUCGCCUUCAGAAAAAUCUGUAUCUCCUACUGAGAAGGUAGGGUCACCAGCCGAAAAAGAUAUAUCUUCAGCUGAGAAGGCACCUUCGCCUGCAGAAAAAUGUGCUCCCCUUGAAGAGAGGGCACCAUCGCCGGCUGGAAAAGAUAUAUCCCCAGCUGAGAAAGCACCUUCGCCUGCAGAGAAACCUGCAUUCCCUACAGAGGAGGCAUCAUCGCCUGCCUUAAAAGAUAUAUCACCAGCUGAGAAGGAUGCUUCUCCUGCAGAUAAGGCAUCAUCUCUUUCAGAAAAAGACGUAUCCCCAGCUGAGAAGGAACCAUCUCCUGCUGAAAAGGCUACUUCACCCUCAGAAAAAGCCGCAUCUUCUACAGAGAAGCCACCAUCGCCCUCUGAAAAAGCUCCUUCUCCAGCUGAGAAAGUCACUUCACCCGAAGAAAAAACAGCUUCACCUACCAAGAAGGAACCUUCCACUGUCACAGAAGAGACAGCUGCAAAAGAAUCGCGCAAGUCGACAAGCACACCUGAAGAAAAGGGGGGCAGUGAAGUUACAUCUGAAGAUGAAUUACCUGCCCAUGUACUUGCAGCUAUUGAUUCCACUAAGCCCAAGGAUCUAGAGGACACUGUCUCCAUCGAUAGUCCUGCGACUAUUGAAGAAGCUAUUGAGGUGGAAAUGCAGAAGUCCCUACAAGCAAGCAGAAAAGCCUCACAAGAAAUCAAAGAAGUUCAGGCUAAAUCAGAAUCUCGUAAAGCGUCUGUUGUAUUAGAUCAGGAUGAGAAGAAAGGGGUAAAACCUACUCCCUCACCAAAAGAAGCUUCCACAUUUGAAAGUAGCAUUGAUGAAAAAUCACCAGCAGCAUCAGAUGGAACUUCUCGUAGGGCAUCUGCGGUAACGGAUGAAAAGUCCGCGCUUCCAUCGGCCGAAGCUUCACGUCGAGAAUCUGCUGUUGAGAGUGUUAAAGAUGAAAAGUCUGCGGCUACCUCCAAAGAACCAUCGCAAUCUGGCUCGAUUCCCGAAAGCGUUAAAGAUGACAAAUCGCCCACCGCGUCGAAGGAGGUUUCAAGGCCGGAGUCCGUUGCUGAAAGCGUUAAAGAUGAAAAAUCAGCUCCCGUAUCUACGGAAGCCUCUCGGCCAGCUUCUGUUGCUGAUGAAGCUGAUAAAUUAGAAGCGGAGACUGUGUCAUCUCCUGUUGACACAGCUCCAGUUAAGAUUGAUCCAUCCGCGCUUACACUAGACCUAGAAGUUGUGAAAAGCGAUGCCAAACUGCCAACGUCGUCUAGUCCGGUUGACGUAGCCGAAGGCGAUUUCCCCGAAGUUAAAGAGACAUCCACUGAAAGUAAAAAAGUUCCCGCAGAAGACACUGCUGUUUCAGGUGCAGAAACAGUUUCUACACCAGUAGACGAAGCAAAAGAUCUCAAAACUGACACUGCUUCCAUGGUUUCGCGUCCUGAAAGCCCUGAAGGAGAAAAGUCACCAGCCAUCACCAAAGACAGCUCCCGAGGACCAUCUGAGGAUACAGUUCCAGAAGAGAAAGUCAAGCAAUCUCCUGUGGUCGUUAAAGAGGUAUCGAGUGUCGAUGACGUCAAAGAAGAAAUAUCUCCAUUUACUUCGAAAGCAGAAUCUGCCACUACGAGCGUCAAAGAUGAGAAGUCGCCAGUGGCUUCAAAAUCGGAUUCUGCUGUUGCGAGCGUGAAGGAUGAGAAGUCACCUGUCGCAUUGCAGCCAGAGACCGCUGAUGCGAACGUCAAAGAUGAAAAGUCGCCAGAGGCUUCGACAGAAGUUUCAAGGCCUGAAUCAGUUUCCGUUAGUGAGAAAGAUGAUAAAUCUGCUCUUGCCUCAAAAGAACCUUCCAGACCAGAAUCUGCCGCAACGAGCGUAAAAGAUGAGAAGUCACCAGUGGCUUCAAAACCGGAAUCUGCUGCUGCAAGCGUUAAAGAUGAAAAGUCGCCAGAGGUUUCGAAAGAAGUUUCAAGGCCUGAGUCCGUUUCCGAGAGUGUAAAACAAGAUGAAUCUCCUCUUGCUUCAAAAGAGCCUUCUAGGCCAGAGUCCGCUGCCGAAAGCGUCAAAGAUGAAAAGUCACCAGUAGCUUCAAAACCGGAAUCUGCUGCUGCGAGCGUCAAAGAUGAAAAGUCGCCAGGGGCUUCAAAACCGGAGUCUGCUGCUGCGAGCGUCAAAGAUGAAAAGUCGCCUGUAGCUUCGAAAGAAGUUUCGCCACCCGCUUCUGCUGCUGAGAGUGUAAAAGAGGAUAAAUCUCCAAUCGCUUCGAAAGAACCUUCACGACCCGCGUCUGCUGCCGAAAGUGUCAAAGAUGAAAAGUCACCAGUAGCUUCGAAAGAAGUUUCGCCACCCGCUUCAGCUGCUGAGAGUGUAAAAGAGGAUAAAUCUCCAAUCGCUUCGAAAGAACCUUCAAGACCCGCGUCUGCUGCCGAAAGUGUCAAGGAUGAAAAGUCGCCUGUGGCUUCAAAACCGGAGUCUGCUGCUGCUAGCGUCAAAGAUGAAAAGUCACCAGUAGCUUCGAAAGAAACAUCCAGGCCGGAAUCCGUCGCUGAAAGUAUCAAAGAUGAAAAAUCCCCAAUCACCUCUAAGGAAGUUUCUCGUCCCGCAUCUGUUGCAGAAAGUGUGCAAGAUGAAGCUGAUAAAGGGGAAGCCGAAACCGUUUCGUCCCCAGUUGAUAAAGCCCCAACUAAGAUACAACUAGAAGAACUUUUGCUAGAAAAAGUUACACCCGAAAGCAAACUUCCAACAACGUCAACUCCAGUAGAUGUUGCCGAAGGCGAAUUCCCAGAGACUAAAGAAAAAACUGUCGAAACAAAACAAGCUCCCGCAGAGGAAGCAACUGUCGGUAGUGCAGAAACAGUAUCAACUCCAAUCGAUGAAGCGAAAGAGCUAGUUGCAGAGCCUUCCGAGGUAGCACCACGUCCUGAAAGCCCUGAAGUUGCAAAAUCUGCAGCAAUCUCCAAAGAGAGUUCCAGACGACCUUCAGAAGGGGAAGUUAAGGAGGAGCGGGACUCAAAACCAGGAUCUGACGCGACGAGGAUAAAAGAUGAAAAAUCACCAACCGAAACAAAGGAAACAACUCCAGCCGCUUCCGUCGCCGAUAGCUUGAAAGAUGAAAAGUCUCCAACUGCUUCCAAGGAAACCUCCCGUCCAGAAUCCGUGGUCGAGCAUGUGAAGGACGACAAGUCGCCAAUCACUUCCAAACCAGCAUCUGCUGCCGAGAGUGUCAACGAUGAGAAAUCGCCAGCUGCUUCCAAGGAAUCCUCACGACCAGAAUCAGUUGCCGAGAGUGUAAAAGAGGAAAAAUCGCCACACGCUUCUGCUGCCGAGAGCGUAAAGGACGAGAAAUCUGCAGACGCUUCCCAGGAAGCCUCGCGACCAGUUUCCGUCGCUGAUAGUUCCAAAGACGACAAGUCGCCAAUCGCUUCAAAGCCGGCCUCGGCUGCUGAGAGCGUUAAAGAUGAGAUAUCAGCAGCUGCUUCCAAGGAAGUUUCACGACCAGAGUCUGUGGCGGAAAGUGUGAAGGAUGAGAAGUGGCCAAUUGCUUCCAAGCCAGCGUCCGCGGCCGAGAGUGUGAAGGACGAGAAAUCCCAAGCUUCUUCCAAGGAAGCCUCACGCCCAGAGUCCGUAGCCGGAAGUGUAAAGGACGACAAGUCACCAAUUGCUUCCAAACCGGCGUCUACAGCCGAGAGCAUGAAAGACGAAAAAUCUCCAGCUGCUUCAAAGCCGACGUCCGCUGCAGAGAGCAUGAAAGACGAGAAAUCUCCAGCUCCUUCCAAGGUAGCCUCACGCGCAGAGUCAGUAGCGGAAAGUGUAAAGGAUGACAAAUCACCAGUCGCUUCCAAAGAAGCUUCUCGACCAGAAUCCGUUGUUGGUAGUAUUAAAGGUGACAAAUCACCAAUCGAGGAGGAAGAAGUCGAAACUGAAUCAACUCCCGUUGACAAAGCGGCAAUUAGGAUGGAAGAUCUUCAAUUAGCAUUGGAUAUGGAAAGUGCUAAACUAGAAGUUAAGCUGCCAACUAAAUCAACUCCUGUAGAUGUGGCUGAUGGUGAGUUUCCUGAGGCUGUAAAAGCCACAGGCAAACUCCAAGAUGACACAAAGGCACCUGCGGAAAGCGCUGCACUCAGUGUUACGGAAACUGUCUCGAGUCCGGUGGACGAAGCUAAGGACUUAAUUGAUAUUGGCGCAGAUGCAGAAGAAGCCGAAAAAGAAAAGGUCGCGAGUGUAGAAGACGAAGUUAAGGCUUCAGUGGCAGAUUCUAUCAAAACCUCGAUGGAAGUUGCUGAGGGAGUAGAAGAAAAGGUAGAAACUGACAUCGGCGAGGCUGUCAAGAUAACCGAAAAAGAUGUGGUCGAUGAAUCUGUGAAGACUGUAGAUGAAGUAACCGAAAUGGGUAAACGCAAAGCAGAGACUGUGCUCGAAGAAGUAACAAAGACAAUCGAAGCUUUAAAAGAAGCAGUUGAAGAUAAGGCAAAAAUGGCGACCGUUGAAUUUAUUAGCAAAGUCGACGAAAUCAGUGAGAAACCGGAAGACAAAACCACAGCUGACGUUGAUGAAGUGAUCACAACCAUUGAAGAAGCUAAGAAAGAAGUUGAAGAAAGCACCAAAUCUAUAGCUAAAGAACUGGUUAAGGAAAUAGAAGAAGAGACAGAAAAAGUAGAGGAAAAAACCAAAUCUGUCGCUGAAGAGGUAACCAAGAAAGCCGAAGAAGGAGCACAAAAACUGGACGAACUUACAACAACUGCUGGCGAAGUGGUUGCAAAGGAAGAAGAAGAAAUAACUGCAAAAGUAGAGGACUUGAAAAAAUCUGCUGAAGAAAAAGGUAAAACAGUAGUCGAAGAAAUUUCGCAGAAGGUUGAAGAAGUAACUAAAGCAGUAGAAGACGUGAAGCAAGUCGCCGAAGACAUAACUACCUCGGUAACCAAGGAAGUCACCGAGAAGGUAGAAGAAGUUUCGAAGGCCGUUGAAGACAAAAUAACACCAGUUUCUGAGGCAGUAAUAAAAACCACUGACGCAGUGUCUGAGAAGCUUGAAGAGGUAAAAGCACAGGCGACGGAGGAAGCACAGGCGGCUGAGAAAGAAAUCAUUGCGGAGGUGGCUGCCGUAACCAUGACAAUUAAAGAUAUCCAAACGACAGCAGCUGACAAAGUUAAAGCAGCAACAGAAAAAGUUGAAGAAGUGAAAGAAGCUGCGGAAGAAAAAAUGAAAAGCGUCACCGAAAGUGUGAGCAAGCUCAUAGACGACACGCAAGAAACCACAGAAGAAGUAACGAAACGCGCUAGCGCCGCUAUUGAUACCGCGAAAUCCGAUAUUUCCGGUGGCAUUAGCGGUUUUUUCGAGGACGUCAAGAGCAGUAUUUUUGGUACAGCGGAGAAGAAACAAGAAGAGCCAAAAGAGGUCACAGAAGAAAUAACAAAAUCCGAGAAAGUAGAACUCGAGUCGGUGCCGCCAUCUUCCAAACUACCACUCGAAUUGGGCACAUUCUCGACCGAAUUGCGUGAAACACACAUAACUACGGUAGAAUCCCCAGAGUUCAAGGUGACACUUACUGAGCGCGAUGAAACCAUUUUGCAUGAUAUCAAAGAAGAAGAUGAGGAGCAUAGGGUUUCGCCACCAACGACCAAACCAGCAUUGGAAAUGGAGCAGCCACUGCGACCGGUGUCACCACGUGAAGUAGAGGUAUUCAAGAUUGUAGCCGAUGUGGCGAAGGUGCUGAAGUCCGAGAAAGACAUCACUGAAAUUAUACCCGACUUCGAUGAGCAAAAGUUAGAGCAACGCCUUAAAACACCAGAAGAACAAGAGCAAGAAAGUGCUACUGUUCAGCGUAUGUUGGUAACGGCCAGCAGCGAAGAUGGCGGAGAGGAAAUAGACAUCUGUCCUAAGGGCAGCAUAGUUUUUACACCAACAAUGGUUCCCGAAGCGAUAGCAGAAAAGACCUCACCCAUCAAACCACUUGACAUCGAUUAUAAACACUUCCAAGAAGAUGCAGCCGCUGACGAUUCAGAAAAGUCUUCCCCUGAAUUGCGUUCUGGGCCCAUUUCUAUUGAAGAAAAGGAUAAAGUAGAAGAGUCAGAAAAAAUGUUGCGCAAAGUUGCUGAAACUAAAGACGCUACUGAAGUUGUCACUAUUGAUAUCACAAAAUCUGAAAAGGUUGAAGAAACCACUGUUUCAAAACCAGAAUCAGUUGUCGCCACUACCAACGGCAAGAAAGAGGAGAAGUCAUCAGCUCCAUCCAAAGAAUCCUCAAGACCAGAAUCGGUUGCAAGCACCAAAGAAGAGAAUAUUGAAGACAAAGAGGUGGAAACUGCAGCAUCCCGCAGAACGUCGAUUGUUUCUACAGCCGAAAGCAAAAAGGAUGAAAAGUCUUCAGCUACAUCCAAAGAAACCUCACGACCUGAAUCCGUUGCCAGCACCAAAGAAGAGAAUGUUGCAGAGUCUGUGGAGUCUCGGCGGGAAUCAGUACUCUCGACUGCUGAAAGUAAGAAGGAAGAAACCGCAGAGUCUCGCCGAGAGUCAGUUCUUUCUACUGCUGUAAGCAAAAAAGAUGAUAAAUCUCCAGCUUCAUCCAAGGAACCCUCACGACCAGAAUCUGUUGCUAGCUCCAAAGAAGAGCAGAUUGAAGAGUCCGUCGAAUCUCGGCGGGAAUCAGUACUCUCGACUGCUGAAAGUAAGAAGGAAGAAACCGCAGAGUCUCGCCGAGAGUCAGUUCUUUCUACUGCUGUAAGCAAAAAAGAUGAUAAAUCUCCAGCUUCAUCCAAGGAACCCUCACGACCAGAAUCUGUUGCUAGCCCCAAAGAAGAGAAGAUUGAAGAGUCCGUCGAAUCUCGGCGAGAAUCAGUAAUCUCGACUGCCGAAAAAAAGAAGGAAGAAGCGGCAGAGUCUCGCCGAGAGUCGGAUCUUUCUACUGCUGAAAGCAAGAAGGACGAUAAGUCUCCAGUCCCAUCCAAGGAACCCUCACGACCAGAAUCUGUUGCUAGCUCCAAAGAAGAGAAGAUUGAAGAGUCCGUUGAAUCUCGGCGGGAAUCAGUACUCUCGACUGCUGAAAGUAAGAAGGAAGAAACCGCAGAGUCUCGCCGAGAGUCGGAUCUUUCUACUGCUGAAAGCAAGAAGGACGAUAAGUCUCCAGUCCCAUCCAAGGAACCCUCACGACCAGAAUCUGUUGCUAGCUCCAAAGAAGAGAAGAUUGAAGAGUCCGUUGAAUCUCGGCGGGAAUCAGUACUCUCGACUGCUGAAAGUAAGAAGGAAGAAACCGCAGAGUCUCGCCGAGAGUCGGUUCUUGCUACUGCAGAAAGCAAAAAGGACGAUAAGUCCCCAGUUCCAUCCAAGGAACCCUCACGACCAGAAUCUGUUGCUAGCUCCAAAGAAGAGAAGAUUGAAGAGUCCGUCGAAUCUCGGCGAGAAUCAGUAAUCUCGACUGCCGAAAGUAAGAAGGAAGAAACAGCAGAGUCUCGCCGAGAGUCGGUUCUUUCUACUGCUGAAAGCAAGAAGGAUGAUAAGUCUCCAGCUACAUCCAAGGAACCUUCACGACCAGAAUCUGCUGCUAGCAUCAGAGAAGAGAAGAUUGAAGAGUCCGUCGAAUGUCGGCGAGAAUCUGUACUCUCGACUGCCGAAAGCAAGAAGGAAGAAUCUUCAGAGUCUCGCCGGGAGUCGGUUAUGUCUGCCGCAGAAAGCAAGAAAGACGACGAGUCUCCAGCUCCAUCAAAGGAACCCUCACGACCAGAAUCUGUUACUAGCACCAAAGAGGAGAAGAUUGAAGAGUCGGUCGAAUCUCGGCGGGAAACAGUACUCUCUAUUGCCGAAAGUAAGAAGGAAGAAACCACAGAAUCUCGCCGAGAGUCGGUUCUUUCUACUGCAGAAAGCAAGAAGGGCGAUAAGACUCCAGUCCCAUCCAAGGAACCCUCACGACCAGAAUCUGUUGCCAGCACUAAAGAAGAGAAGGUUGAAGAGUCCGUUGAAUCUCGGCGGGAAUCAGUACUCUCUACUGCUGAAAGUAAGAAGGAAGAAACCGCAGAGUCUCGCCGAGAGUCGGUUCUUUCUACUGCAGAAAGCAAGAAGGACGAUAAGUCCCCAGUUCCAUCCAAGGAACCCUCACGCCCAGAAUCUGUUGCUAGCACUAAAGAAGAGAAGAAGGAAGGUAGUGCUGAGUCUCGCCGAGAGUCGGUUCUUUCUACUGCUGAAAGCAAGAAGGACGACAAGUCUCCAUCUCUAUCCAAGGAACCCUCACGACCAGAAUCUGUUGCUAGCACUAAAGAAGAAAAGGUUGAAGAGUCCGUCGAAUCUCGACGGGAAUCAGUACUCUCGACUGUUGAAAGUAAGAAGGAAGAAACCGCAGAGUCUCGCCGAGAGUCGGUCCAAUCUACUGUAGAAAGCAAGAAGGACGACAAGUCUCCAGUUCCAUCCAAGGAACACUCACGACCAGAAUCUGUUGCUAGCACAAAAGAGGAGAAGAUUGAAGAGACCGUUGAGUCACGGCGGGAAUCACUACUCUCGACUGCCGAAAGUAAGAAGGAAGAAACCGCAGAGUCUCGCAGAGAGUCGGUUCUUUCUACUGCUGCAAGCAAAAAAGAUGAUAAAUCUCCAGCUUCAUCCAAGCAAUCCUCACGGCCAGAAUCUGUUGCUAGCACUAAAGAAGAAAAGGUUGAAGAGUCCGUCGAAUCUCGACGGGAAUCUGUACUCUCGACUACCGAAAGUAAGAAGGAAGAAACCGCAGAGUCUCGCAGAGAGUCGGUUCUUUCUACUGCUGCAAGCAAAAAAGAUGAUAAAUCUCCAGCUUCAUCCAAGCAAUCCUCACGGCCAGAAUCUGUUGCUAGCACCAAAGAAGAGAAGACUGAAGAUUCCGUCGAAUCUCGGCUGGAAUCAGUACUCUCGUCCGCCGAAAGUAAGAAGGAAGAAUCCUUAGAAUCUCGCCGAGAGUCGGUUGUCUCCACUGCAGAAAGCAAGAAGGAUGAUAAGGCUCCAGCUUCGUCGAAAGAAACUUCGCGGCCAGAAUCUGUUGCCAGCACCGAAGGAGAGAAAGUUGAAGAAUCUGUCAAGUUUCGGCCUGAAUCAGUACUCUCAACUGUCGAAUCUAAGAAGAAAGAAACCGCAGAUUCUCGCCGAGAGUCGGUUAUUUCUGCAGCUGAAAGCAAGAAAGAUGAUAAGUCCCCAAUUUCUUCCAAAGAAUCUUCUCGACCUGAAUCCAGCCACGUAAGCGCCAAAGAAGAAAAGAUGGAGGAAGCGGUUCAAUCACGCCCUGCAUCAGUUCAGUCCCCUGUUGAAUCUAUUAAUAUUGACAAAACAGCAACGGCGCCAAAAGAAGUUUCUCGUUGCGAGUCAGUCGCCAGACAUGCUAGUAUAACGGAAGAGAAAGUGGUAGAGUCCGCGGGGUCAAGUGCGCAAAGUCAUAAAGAAGAAUCAGUAGAGGCCCGAAUACAAAUAGUUAGCGAAUCAGCCGCCAUUCGCCUGACUGAAGAGCAUGGCGAGUCUAAAUCUAAGGUGGCAACAAUAACACAGGAAACUUCUGAAGCCAUUUCCAGUUCGAGCCAAACCUCCGGUAUUCAAAAGAAAGCAGAUUCCUUUAAAUUAGCGCACACACUAUCUUCUUGUACAGAGGCAUCGACAGUUGUGAGCAAAUCUAUUGACUCCUCAGUGCGUACCCAACUACGGCAGGAAUCUCACAGCGAAUCAGUGAGUAGUGUUAAGGUGGAAGAUAGUUCAUCAAGAGAAUCGCUUAUCAGUUUUGCAACCGAGAAGGAAAGUAGUCGAACUGCUGAAGAGAAAAAAUCUGAGGAAUCUCUAGUCAAGACUGUGAAAACAGAAUUCGUUUCCCAGACUGAAGAUUUGAUGACACAUUCGGAGGAAUGUUCGUCGGAAUCCGUCGUAAGUGAAAUUCAGACAGACUCACACUCUUCAAAGACAACUGCCAAGCAAAGUAGUACCGCAGAACUCGACAGCAAAGAAAGCUUAAAAGAGACCGUUGCUGAAUUCCUAGCAACCGAGAAAAUCAUCUCGACCAAGGAGAGCUUAGUAAGCGAUGCAAAAACUUCAAAAUCUUCGGAUGAAAGUCUAGAGAAGACUACUGCAAGCGCUACAGUCAAGUCCACCACCGCAUCGCGUAGAGCAUCCGAUUUUGCGGCCAGUAUAAAAGACAGCUCGAGAAGAGGGUCCGAAUUCAGUCAAACGAGUGACGGACGAAACACGCAUAGCGAUCACGAAGACGAUGAUAAGGAUGACGGCGUAGUUAGUGUGAAAGAGGGGCGUUCCAAGUCUAUAGCCACAAUAAUGAUGACUAGCAUCUAUAAGCCAUCCGAGGAAGUAGGAGCAUUUGAGAAACUAGAGGAGGAAAGUGAAGAGCAUGCAGAAUCCGUGGAAGAAAUCAAAUCAUCUAUCACGACAACCACACAUAGUCAAGUGCUGAGGUCCAGCGAGCAGGUUAGCUCAGCUAGCUCGGAGCUCAAGUCAAAGACAUCAACACAAUUGGAUACCAUAAUACUUACACAACCACUGGGGAGCGAUCCGAAAACUCCACCCACUGCGCCAGUGAGUCCAGGCAUAAGACACUCGACAACAUGCGCCAGCACAGCCACAACCACAACGUUGAGCGAAACGUGCGGCAGCAGCGCGGCGUCUGUGAGCGGUCCCCUAUCACCAAAAGAUUUUAGCGGUAAGUCCAGUCCAGGUGCACUUACCUCUGAGAGUCAAUCAAUACCGACACCAAAAGGUCGCGGUUCCUUUUCAGAUACAUCCGAGUCUUCACCCAAGCCUACUUCGCCAUUUCCGCGCGUCACGAAAGAUGAUCUGAAGACCAUGACCGCUACCAUUACCGAGGCCACCAGCUCUGGCGCCUUUUCUGCACAAGAAUUCGCCGAAGAACUAUUACCCGACUUGCAUGAACAGCGCGGCAUCGAGAAGACAACCGCACUCAGCAGCAGCACCGAGAAAAUCAUAACAACAACAAUAACCACAGUGACAAAGGUGAUCUCCAGCGAUGGCAAAGAAAUAGUCAUGGAAGAAAAGACUGUCACCACCACAGACACCACUGAGCCGGAUGGCGAAAAAGUAACUGUGACCACAACACGCACUACCAGCGAGAGCGACAAGAGCGACCACAUACUGCCCAAGGAGGUAGCAAUUCUGCGAGGCACCUACCGCUCUUCCACACCCGGGAGCGACGAUGAACGCAUGACCGGCGCCUACAUGAGCGAUGAUGAGUUGCCCGCUUCACCACGCAGCAUUGCAUCCUCACACGGUGCCAGCUACGAAUUGCAGCGCUCCAGCUCGGGUGUGAGUAAACGCUCCGACUUUGACGUAGACGACAGUCAAGAUGACAUACCACCACAAUAUGGCAGCGAAGAGCACUCAGCCGCGCGCGCAAUUUCGUCCACAACCGCCAGCUGCCUGCAGAAAAUUCCCGACCCGAUGAGCACCUCAUUCUAUGGUGCGCUGCCUGAUAGCUUUGACGCAAAGCCCACAGCACCUAUACCAAUCUGUGGCACCACGACGCAUACGGUAACCACACGCACCUACGUUGCCGACUCACCUGCCAGCCAAUCAACGGAAAGCUUUGAAAGCACUAGCCAGACUUCCGCCAGUCGUCAGAUAAUCAGCGGUGGUACACGCGCCAGUGUUGACAGUGGCGAUCAUAAAUUCCUGGAAGAAGCCGAUAUGGAUUUCGAGAAGGCGCUUGAGGAGCAUGUACAAGUGCGCGGCGCUGAUGUGAUGUCUUCGGUGACUGCCAAGUACUCGUACUCACCCUCGAAAGCGGAAGAGGUGGAGCAAAGUGUUGCUAGCGUAGAAAAGCCUAAAUUCCCGCUUGUGGAUGUGCAGAAGACGCGCUUCACCGAGCCGGGCACAGCAGCGAGCAGCACCAGCAAAGUCGAAAGCGCAACAGAAAGUAAAGACAGCAAGACAACAAUUACUACAACUACGACCACUACCAGCGUAAGCGCAGACAGCGCCAGUUCUAUAGCUGCCAGCGAGACCACCACAACUACGACGACAACAACUACCGCUACCGGAGCACUGCCUAAAGACCCACUGAAGGAAUGGGGUAAACCCCUAGGACUGCCAUCACCUGCACCGCUGCCCGUCGAGGGUGAUGUGCGCACCACACCGAAAAAGGAACGCCGGCUAGUGGCUACCAAAACCCGACUGAACAACGAAAAAAAUCUGCGCAAACGUUCCGAAUCGCCAAAUAAGGCCAAGAAACCGGCCCCAGUGUAUGUGGAUCUCACCUACGUACCACACAAUGGCAACUCCUACUACUCACACGUCGAAUUCUUCAAGCGCGUGCGCGCGCGUUACUAUGUCUUCUCGGGCACCGAGCCCAGCCGGCAGGUGUACGAUGCACUGUUGGAGGCUAAGCAGACGUGGGAGGACAAAGAGUUGGAGGUCACCAUAAUACCCACAUACGACACCGAUGUGCUCGGCUAUUGGGUCGCCGAGAAUGAGGAGCUUUUAGCCAAGUGUCGCAUUGAUUUGUCGCCUUCAGCAUCGCGUUGCACAAUUAACUUGCAGGAUCACGAGACAUCUUGUGCCGCCUACCGCUUAGAAUUCUAGGCCACGGGGAUGUUCAUUUCAUUCGCCGACGCCGAGAAUCUCAUACAACUCUACAAUUAAAAGCUUAACACUCUACUAAACAUAAUAUAUUAAGUCACAAAAAA